AUGCGCCACUUCCGCACAGCUGCACUGACAGGAGCUUUGCUUCUUGCAGGCUUAACACCAGUCAUUGCGCAGACUGAAUCAUGUACCGUACCAGCUCGGCAGAUACUAGAGAACCCUUCUUUUGAGGCUGGCAGCGCGGCCCCCUGGGAUAUAUCUAGGGCGUGUAGCGCGGGUAGCCCCGGUGGGCCGCCUGAGAUUAUAGAUGACGUGGAGAAUGCACAUGACGGAUCCUGGGUGUUGCGCCAGACUUUCGAGGACAACAUAGUUCGGUUCGCUACGCAGCCCGUUACGAUUGAGAGCCCUGGCGAGCCUCACAAUAUCUCUUUAUGGUAUCGGUAUGAUGCACUGCCAGGUUUCACAGCCACUACUUGUGCCAUUAAUGUUAGAUAUGGCACUACGCCCUUGGAGAAUAUCGGUAGAUCUCUCACGGCCCCCGACGCAGGAUGGACGCAGCUAUCAGCUACUUGGACACCCACCAACGCUGAAUAUACCUUCUACGUGGCGUACGGCUGCAUUAACAACACUAUCUACCUGGAUGAUAUUCAGUUUUGGGCUCCUGAGAGGGAGACUAUUUGUUCCACUUCUACGAGUUCAACUAGUACUAGCACGGUGACUUCUUCGUCUACAGCCACGUCGUCCACCACAACUUCAUCCACGACCACUUCGUUCACCACUACCUCCUCCACCACUACUUCUGCCACCACUACUUCUUCCACCACUACUUCCUCCACCACUACUUCCUCCACCACUACUUCCUCCACUACUACUUCAUCAACAUCGUCCAGCUUCACUACCACCACAAAGCCAACAUGCAACCCCCACCACACCAAGACCGUCACCAGGACAAAGACGGUUACGGAAACCGCCUGCCCUACCUCGCUCCCGCGCUACUUUGAAUGCCUCGCUAAUGGUGUCCACCACCAUUGA
This is a messenger RNA of Aspergillus calidoustus, 927 nucleotides long. Lineage: Eukaryota; Fungi; Ascomycota; Eurotiomycetes; Eurotiales; Aspergillaceae. The record is from the annotation of a GenBank genome assembly.